AACAUGGCAGGGAAAGGCCGCACCAUAUUCCUGCUGCGGCAACCAGCGUGUCCGAUCACUUAUUUGGGUUCUGGCCUCCCACCUCCUAAGCCAAUGGCCCCCCUUUCUUCUCGGCCCCAUCAGUUCGUCUGGCUGAGCGGAGGAUCGACCUAUGAUAGAGACGGCUGCUGCUGAUCAGAAAAUCACAGCAUGGCAUUGUGAUCAACCGCGCCAAUCUGCACAGUUCAGACUUGUUUUUCUUCCGGGGUUUAACCUGCCUAAAAUAGACAUGACGGCCGUUGUUUGAAAGUCGGAAUCGCGCUUCUGCUGCUGCAUUGGUGUGGGGUGAUUUUGUUCCUGUUUAUGCAAACUAGCGAUCGAAAUAACGGAGUGGUUGGGGGAAAACAAAAAAAGCGAUUGGGGUGAGUAUCUACCCCCGGUUUCCUAGAGCAUUAUGGAGUAAUGGCAUCGUUAUUCAGCCUCUCUCCCUUUCCCCUUUCCUCUCCCCCUCUCUUUCCCUCUCCCUUGUUCUGUGUUUGGGAUGGGAAACUAGGGAUGAGUGCCAGACAUUGUGUGCAUUAGUGGGUCGGGAGCCAUGGUUCUGGUCCUGUAUGUGCCUCG
Molecule: messenger RNA, 600 nt
Organism: Aspergillus eucalypticola CBS 122712
Lineage: Eukaryota; Fungi; Ascomycota; Eurotiomycetes; Eurotiales; Aspergillaceae
Exons: 1
Coding region: 4-174 (56 amino acids)
Source: RefSeq, a predicted model, not a curated record